GAGUCGCAAUUAUUGGAAGUGGACCCUCAGGCCUUGCUACUGCUGAUCAGUUAAAUAGACUGGGUCAUAGUGUCACAGCGCUUGAACGUGCUGAUAGGAUUGGUGGUCUGAUGAUGUAUGGUGUGCCCAACAUGAAGACGGACAAAAUUGAUGUCGUUCAGAGGCGGGUUGACCUUAUGGAGAAGAAAGGGGUGAAGUUUGUAGUAAAUGUAAAUGUCGGAAAUGAUCCUGCGUUCGCCUUGGAUUGGCUUUGUGAAGAUCAUGACGCAAUUGUUUUGGCUGUUGGAGCCACAAAGCCAAGGGACCUUCCCGUUCCUGGAAGAGACCUCUCAGGAGUCCAUUUUGUAAUGGAGUUUCUACACGCAAACACAAAAAGUUUGCUUGAUAGCAAUCUGCAGGAUGAAAAAUACAUUUUCGCCAAGGGCAAGAAGGUGGUUGUUAUUAGUAGAGGUGAUACUGGGAAAGAUUGUAUAGGAACAUCUUCUCGUCAUGGCUGCAGCAGUAUAGUUAAUCUAAAGCUUCUCCCUCAGCCACCAAAUACUAGGGCUCCUGGAAAUCCUUGUCCACAGUGGCCUCGUAUCUUCCGUGUAGAUUAUGGGCAUCAGGAAGCUGCUGCAAAGUUUGGUAAGGACCCAAGAUCCUACGAGGUUUUGACCAAGGGGUUCAUUGGAGAUGAAAAUGAAAAUGUGAAUGGAUUGGAGGUGAUACGUGUACAGUGGGAGAAAGAUGCAAGUGGAAAAUUCCAAUUAUUGCCUCUUUUUACCUGGUGCUCUGAUGAAAUUGUAUUGAUAUUGACUGGUUAUCGCCGUGUUUGAAUUUUAUUCAGACAAUAGCAAACAAACUGGGAUUAGAAUGCAAUAACGAAAUUCUCAGACAUAAUUUGUAAGAUAUUG
This is a messenger RNA of Capsicum annuum, 893 nucleotides long. RefSeq names its product glutamate synthase 1 [NADH], chloroplastic-like. The transcript has 3 exons. The coding region runs from base 111 to 815 and encodes 234 amino acids. The record is from RefSeq and is a predicted model, not a curated record. Lineage: Eukaryota; Viridiplantae; Streptophyta; Magnoliopsida; Solanales; Solanaceae.